Messenger RNA from Setaria italica (foxtail millet), 5546 nucleotides. RefSeq lists its product as uncharacterized. The record is from RefSeq and is a predicted model, not a curated record. NCBI's taxonomy places the organism in Eukaryota, Viridiplantae, Streptophyta, Magnoliopsida, Poales, Poaceae. The transcript is spliced from 5 exons. The coding region runs from base 629 to 1336 and encodes 235 amino acids.
GCGGCGAUGCGGCGCGGCAAGCCUCCUGCGGCGGCGAUGCACUCCCAUGGCGGAUCGAAGCGGAAGCGGGCGGAUGAGGAUGCGGACCAACCGGAUGCAGGAUCGCUGAGAGCCGAGACGGAGGCGAGGUGCAGGGCGGGGAAGGGUUCUGCUUCUGCAAUGGCGCCGCCGCUGCUCGGCGCUUCGUGCUCGAAGAAGCGGCGGGCCGGCGGGUUGGCGGAGGAAGGCCAAGGCGAGGUGGCGGCGGCUGAGGAGGAGGAGGAUCGCAUCUCGGCGCUGCCCGAGGAUCUGCGGCUGCGCAUCCUGGCCCUGCUCCCCCUCAACUCCGCCAUCCGCACGCGCGCUCUCCUCGCCGUGGCGGGCGCUCUGGGCGCGCCGCUGCCCCGCGCCGCCCUCCCUCGACCUCCACCACCGCCCCAGCGACGACCCGGACCGGCUGCUCGAGUCGCUCGAGCGCCGCGGCCGGCGACGCCUCGACCGCUUCGCCCUCACCCUCCACUUCGGCGAUUACGGAUCUCCCAAGCCUCAUCGCUACCUCGGCAACAAGGACAUCCACCGCUGCCUCGACUACGCCGCCGCCUGUGACGUCGAGGACCUCCACAUCGACAUAGCCGAUCAUUUCUUGAGCAUGGGCUCCAUGCUGAGCUUCCCGUCGGGGUUCUCCCGCCUCGUGCGUCUCUCCCUCCUCCGUGUCGGCACUGUUUCCUUCGGCUACUCCUUCGGCUCCGACGCCUUCCCCGCGCUCGAGAUUAUCCACCUCCACUACGCCCAUUCGGUUGAGCUCAACCGCCUUCUCUCGGCGAGCCCCCGCCUUCGAACACUUGACUUGCGCUACUGCGAGUUCAUCGAUGAUCAGGGCGCCAUCGACGUCUCGCCCGCGCGGGGUCACCUGUGGAGCCUCACCAUCGCGGAGUGCAAUUACAUCACCGACAUCCACGCCGGCAGGGCCUCCGGCCUCCCCUCCUUCCGCCUCAGCAGUGCCUUACUCCCCACCUACGACAUCCCGUCCACUGCGCCGCUUGAAGACCUUUACAUCUGCCUACGGGGGCAUAACUACAACCCUAUCAAACAAUGGAUUAAGGAGCUUCCCCACCUCACUAACCUUACGGUCCUCACCAUCUGCAGCAUCGCCCUCCGGAGACUUUAUGCGUUGACUCGUUUCGGCUCAGCUACUUGUUUGGCCAACUUCAGAAGCUUGCCAAGCUUAAGAGAGCCUGCAGCUGCUCAUGUUUGCAAUGGCCAGCACCAAUCUCGCGCAUAUCUACAUGUUCCUCAAGACGUGCCAGUGUCCCCAGCUGGAGAGGCUCUUUGUGCAGCUCCCAACAAGCAGCCGUGAUACUUCCGUGGGAAAUUCCUCGAAGGUAGCACGGAAAGAUGAGCCAGCUGGAGUUUUUGAUGAAGAUGAGCCAGAUGAAGAGCUAUCUGAGGAAGACGAGACAGAUGGCGGCCUAUCUGAGGAAGACGAGACUGAGAAAGAAUUAUUGGAAGAAGAACGAGUACAAGAAUAUAUGCUAAAGGAAAGGCUAUACUACGAGGAUGUGUAUUAUGAGGAAGACACUCUUGAUGAAAAUGUGCCGCAGGAAGAGCAAUCUGAGGAAGAUGUGCCAGGGUAUGGCUUAAAUAACCUUAUGACUGCCAAGAUGAUGAAAUUCAAGGGCCACUACUUUGAGAUGCGACUAGUAAGCUUUUUGUUGAGGAAGGCUCCUGUUCUGAAGAAACUGCUAUUGGUCGCUCCCAAGGGACACAUAAAAGCACUAGGAAAAGGCACAUUCAAUAUAUCACAUUUUAUAGAGCCAAAAUUGUUGCGUUCCAGGAAAGCUUCACCAGAUGCUCAGGUAAUUCUAAGUGAAACAGAUUUUGCUGAAAACCAACCUGUCCAUUCAGAUGUGUUUGCCAGUUUUUAGUUUUCUGUCAAUUAAAGUAUACCAGGUCACAGUUAAAAGUUUGUCCAGUGGGGUGUAACAUCAUUGCAAAUGAACUGGAUAUGUUGCUAGCUUGUUAUUUAUGUUUUUCCUUGAAAUUAGUACUGAGCAUGUUUUGUCAAUGCAAGUAUGAUCCUUUGGGUCAUCAACGUAUGAAAUACAGAACAAGAAAUCCAGUGUCGUGUGGACUGCAGGCACAAUAUUCUUGUGGCAGUAUGGCACACCUAAACAUCUUGUUUUGCUCCUUAAGCCUAUCAUUUUUCCGUAUUCUUUAACUAGUCACCUUUGUUUUUCUGUUGCAAAAACUCUCUGUUCUUUGAAUGGCUAUCUAUAUUUGUUUAAAUUUCUUAGUGUACAUUGUCCUUGUUUUUGCUAAGAGCAGACUGAUCAGAAUUCAGUACAGCAAUUGGACAAGAAAAGUCCCAUAAAGUUGCUUCAUUUGGAAUGCAUGAAUUUUCACCUGACUCCCACAGGAAUUGAAUAUUUACUCUAAAGUUCGUGCAUUUGGAGGAAGGAAAAUUCUAGUAUGUUAUCUCAAUCUCCAUUCUUUUAUGUUUGGACGACUCAGUCUGCAUUCAGAGCAGCAAUUCUUUAGUAGUUUGGCAACAACUGUCGUGAUGUUAUAAAGCCUUUAGCUUGCCAUUAUAUGCUCUGCAAUUUGUUCGAGGGAAAGAAAAACUAUGCUCUGCAAUUAACUGUACAGACGUUAUUAUACUGAAAAUUCAGCCUAGUUCUGAUCAUUCCUGAAUGUGUAACACUGUAAAUUCAAGUAGCAUAAGUUUUUGUUUCUCUUGUGCUUCAUGUACUCGUGGAACAGAUUCUCGUACAAAUCCGGGACAUAGAUUCCCUUUUGCACCUCUAAUCGUGCCUCUUCAGUCUGGUGCAAGCAGCUUGGGGAGUCUGAAGGCAAUCUGAAGCUUUACUAGUCAGCAGCCCAUCUGAAAAUGGAUUUUGCCAAAGCGUCCAUGAAGGAAACAUUUCUGCAUUUCGGGAGCUGAGAGCACAAAUCACUAAUGUAAUCAUCAAACAUAGACUGAGAUGUGAGCACAUGCAGGAAUAAGACAGAGUUGGUAGUGAGUAAUGCACUUCACAAAGGGUGUAGCAAGUGGCACAGAUCCUGAAGAAUCCAUUGAUGUCAGAGGUUGGCGGUUCACUUGAAGAAACGAUCACAAACCGGAGAACGUUGCUCCAUAUGGUUAGAACUGUGAGAGGUUGGAGAGACAAUGUUUCUGUAUUAUUAUUUUUUCAUUAAACGAGCAUACAAUACAAAAAUAAAUGGCAAAUAGAGAAAGGGCCUAGAGGAAGCAGAAGCACGCCAAUCUCAGUACUGGGCCAGGCCGAAAUUAACACGCGCCCGGCAGCUUGAUGGGCCAGAUGGGCCUCUAGGGCUCUCUCUCCACGGAUCUCCAGCCUGUUGCAGCACCGAACGGUAGCAGCAAGAAGCUUGGAGUGGGAAAGGGGGAGCUGGUGGGCGGCGGCGCAGUAGAAGCCGGCGGGCGCGAGACGAGCACCAUCCGGUGGCCGGAUGUGCUGGUCGAGAGUGGAGGAGAGGCGAGAAGGAAACGAGGAGUCGGGCGGCGAAUAGCUCGCGCAAUGGCGCAGUUGCUUGGCGCGUCCAGCUCGAAGAAGCGGCGGCCGGGUGAGGAAGGGGAAGGAUUCGAAGUGGCGGCGGCGGCGGCGGCUCAGGAGGAGGAAGACCGCAUAUCGGCGCUGCCGGAGGAUCUGCGGCUGCGGAUCCUGGCCCUGCUCCUCUCAAGCCGGCCAUCCGCACGGGGGCGCUCUCCACGCGGUGGCCCGCGCUCUGGGCGCGCCGCUGGCCCGCGCCGUCCUCCCUCGACCUCCACCUCCGCCCCGGCGACGACCCGGAGGAGCUGCUCCGGUCGCUCGAGUGCCGCGGGCGGCGCCGCCUCGACCGCUUCUCCCUCACCAUCCACCCGUACAGGAGCCCCCUACUACCCCGCGUCACGGACCCCCAACGCUUCCUCCACUACGCCGUCGCCUGCGGCGUCGAGGACCUCCACAUCGACGCCGCCGAUCACUUCGUGAGCUCAGUCUCCACUUUCACCUUCCCGCCGGAUUGUUCGCGCCUCGCGCGUCUCUUCGUCCGGCACGCUGGCGGGCUUUCCUCCGGCUCCUGCUUCUCCCACUGCUCCGACGCCUUCCCCACCCUCGAGGUCGUCCACCUCCACUUGCUCGGCUCGGUUGACAUCAGCAAACUUCUUUACAUCCGAAGACCCUUUACAUCCGCCGCUGCAACUGCGAGGGGGUCAUCAACCUCAAGCCGCACCUGAGGAGCCUCACCGUCGCGGACUGCAAUCUAACCACCCAGCUCGACGCCAGUACGGCCUCCGGUGUCCGCUCCUUCCGCCUCAGCAGUGCCCGGGACCCCACCUACAGCAUCGCGGCCACCGCGCCGCUUGAAGACCUACAUCAGCCUAAGGGGCCAAAACUGCAAUCCUAUCAAACACCGGAUUCAGGCACUUCCUGGCCUCGCCAACCUCAGGGUGCUCACCAUCUGCAGCAUUGCCCUCCAGAGAGUUUAUGCGUUGGAUCGUUUUGGAUCAGCUACUUGUUUGACCAAGUUGAGUUAUCUGCCGAGCUUAAGAGAGUUGCAGCUCGUAAUGCUUGAAAUGGACUACACCAAUUUAGCACAUAUGUAUGCAUUCUUCCGGUGCUGCCAGUGUCCCCAGCUGGAGAGGCUCUUUGUGCAGCUCCCAUCAAGCAGCCAUGAUAUCUCCGUGGACAUUUCCUUGGAGGUGUCAGAGGAAGAUGAGCCGGAUGAAGAGCUAUAUGAGGACGAUGAUCCAGAUGGAGAGGAAGAUGAACCAGUUGAAGAGCUAUCUGAGGGAUAUGAGGCUGAGGAAGAAUUAUUAUUAGAACAACUUUCAGAAGAAUAUAUGCUUAAGGAAAGGCUGUACUAUGAAGAUGUCUAUGAGGAAGAUCUUCCUGAAGAAAAUGUGCCAGAGGAUGAGCAAUUUGAGGAGGAUGUUCCAGAGGGUGAGCACUCUGAGGAAGAUGUGCCAGAGGGUGAGCAAUCUGAGGAUGAUGUACCAUUAUAUGGUUUAAAUAACCUUAUAUUUGCAAAGUUGAUGAAGUUCAAGGGCCAUUACUUUGAGAUGCGACUAGUAAGCUUUCUGUUGAGGAGGGCCACUGGUCUGCAGAAACUGCUAUUGGUACCUCCUGUGGGUGUGGGGAAUUACAUGGAAGCACUUGAAGAACCAUUGGAUACAUCCCGUUUUCUAGAUACGAUACUGGAUUUCGAAAAAGCUUCACCAGAUGCUCAGAUAGUUCUGAGUGACUCUGAUCCUACCGCAAUUCAGCAAGUGCAUUCUGAUGUGUCUUAGUUUGCCAUCAGUUGAUGAGAUCACAAGUAAGAACUUGUCUAGUGGGAUAUAAAUCCUAAAUCAUAUGGUGAUGCUGGCGACUAUUUUGUGUGUAUUCCCUCGAAAAUAGUACUUAAAGUAUGAUUUGUCAAUGUAAUAUGAUCAUUUUGGCCGUUUAUGAAUUGUGGAACGUGAAAGCCAAAUAUUUGGUUGGAGACUGUCCAUAGGCCAUGAAGGACCAUGGAGUUGUAUCCCCUAUGCAUUUUGUUCUAGAAGAAAGUUGGUUAUCUGUGUGUUUUCA